AAAAUUUGUAGUCUUAAAAUGAGCUAAAUUAAUAGGAUAUAUUAUAGAAGUUGAGAAUUCUUGCUGCCCGGCAGGCACAGGCCACAACUACAGUGGGGCAACGUUUACGAAAUUGUGCUAAAAUAAAAAAGAGCGAGCUAAAAUGUUCUGCACUGAAAGUUGUGAGCACUGUAUUAAUGCGACCUCAUCUGGUCGCAUUUUGGACUUACGAAAGUCGUCUGCACAGGUGCAGCAGGAAUCAGCUCAGAUGGGGCAACAGCAGCAACAACAGCAGCAGCAACAGCAGCAGCAACAACAGCAGCAAUUGUUAACACAACAGCCGUGUUGCAACAUGUAUUACGGUCCAAUGCCACCAGCAGAUUUGUGGUUGCAGAAUUGUGAGUCGGAGACACCGCGAGUGGGCAUGUGCUUUGUAACCGAGGGACCAGAGGGUUUAAGCAUCGACUGUAAUGUGCCCAUACCGAACUCUUUUAAUUUGGAUGAGUAUAAGAGUCAGAUGCUAUCAUUCUUUGCAUCGCCUGGUAACAACAAUGGCAUGCCACGUAAUGACUGCAUGCCAUGUUGCAUGCCCCAGCCUCAGCCACAGUCAGCAGCUUCUGCUGAAAACUCCUGCCUUGAUGAGCAUUUGUUAAAGUCCAACAAACAAGCAAAGUUUGAACGAAGCCGUAGAAAAUCUGCGCAACAGCAACAACCAACAUCCUCUGAGUGCAAUUUUUAUCCGACAGCUUAUCAACCUUCGCCGGAUAUAAAUUCACAAAUGAAUAUAGCUCCUGCAGUGAAUGUUAUGGCGGAUAAUCAGUUGUUGGCUUACUUAAGUGGCUUAAUUGCUCCCAUGCAGGCGGCAGCAACCACACCCUAUCAAAAUUUGCAAACAGCGCCGUCAUGCUGUCUUAUUGAAGUUCACAGUUUUAUGCCACUGCAGCAACAGCAACAGCAGCAGCAACAACAGCAGCAACAACAGCAGCAACAGUUUCAGCAACAGCAACAGUUUCAGCAACAGCAACAGUUUCAAUCACAGCUGUCACAACAGCAACAACAGCAGCAACAACAGCAACAACAACAACAGCAGCAACAUCAGUCAACAUUUGCUCCUCAUUCUCAGCCAUUAUUGCGAUUUGAAUUGCCCUGCAUGCUCACGGGAUUCAGAUCUUCACAGGCCUGCCCAGAGUUGCAGUUACAGUCACAGCCGCCUUUUGCCCUACAGCUGUUGUCAUUGCCCGGUGCCAUAUCUAUGCCUUGUAUUCCACAAUCAACAAUAUCCCCAGCAACAUCACUAUCUUCAAAGUGUUCGUCUACUUCAACUCCAAAGCCGCCAAUGCCGACGCCUCCACCUCCGCCUCCACCUCCGCCGCAAUCGUCGUGUAAGAUUCCUUGUACGAUUCCAGCAACUGGGCCUAAAAAACCAAUUCUGGUCAAUAAGAAGGCGGCUUCUCGCAACAAUAUAGAGACGCAAUACUCUUAUGCACGUAGGACUCCCAACUCAACGGAUAAUAUCAAUGGAAAUUGGAAUCGAAAUGGCAAUGGAACUGGCAAUGGAAAUGGCAAUUGCUUCAUGACCCAAGGUUGGCACUGUCCCUGCUGCUCUCAUUACUGUUGCCAUCCAUCAAUGCGUCUGAGUGCCGAUCAGCAUCAGCGAAGAUAAUAUAUAAUGUAAAAUAAAUACAAUGAAACUGAAUUUUUUAAAUAUAGUCAAAAUGGAAUCAAUAAUAA
Molecule: messenger RNA, 1710 nt
Organism: Drosophila innubila
Lineage: Eukaryota; Metazoa; Arthropoda; Insecta; Diptera; Drosophilidae
Product: ras guanine nucleotide exchange factor P
Exons: 2
Coding region: 143-1642 (499 amino acids)
Source: RefSeq, a predicted model, not a curated record